Danio aesculapii is the source of this 1244-nucleotide messenger RNA. It is a transcript of the gene kcnip3b, whose product is annotated as Kv channel interacting protein 3b, calsenilin. The transcript has 8 exons. The record is from RefSeq and is a predicted model, not a curated record. Gene Ontology annotation, cellular component: voltage-gated potassium channel complex; nucleus. The coding region runs from base 282 to 971 and encodes 229 amino acids. Gene Ontology annotation, molecular function: DNA-binding transcription repressor activity, RNA polymerase II-specific; RNA polymerase II cis-regulatory region sequence-specific DNA binding; potassium channel regulator activity. Lineage: Eukaryota; Metazoa; Chordata; Actinopteri; Cypriniformes; Danionidae. Gene Ontology annotation, biological process: negative regulation of transcription by RNA polymerase II; regulation of potassium ion transmembrane transport.
AGCAAAGCUGCUGGACGUUUCCACAUGGAUGUGGAGAAACUCCUCGCUUCAACCGGUUUUAGUUGUAGAAGUGUCCAUUACACAGACAUUAGCGUCCCGUUUACAGCCGUGGUUUGUUUAUAGCUGUCAAUACACCUGCGAGUGUCCAGUUAUCCAUCGUUGGUUUGGGAAUGAAGACUUUGAGAACUUGUUGCUGGAAGGAACACCACUGAUCUGGCUUUUAGCAAACAUAGCAUGAGCUCUUGAUUUCUCUGGGUUUUGUGUAUUUUGCAUUGGCUGUGAUGGCGAUUCAGGGUAUGGAGUUGUUUGCGGUGGCAGUGGUGAUUCUUAUGUUUGUUUUGGUGCUCAAGCAGUUUGGCAUGAGCGAACCGCUGGGGGACGACAGCACUGACAGUGAGCUGGAACUGUCCGCUGUUCGCCAUCAGCCUGAGGGUCUAGAGCAGCUUCAGGCUCAGACUCAAUUCACCAGGAAGGAACUGCAGUCGCUUUACAGAGGCUUCAAAAACGAGUGUCCCAGUGGACUGGUGGACGAGGAGACCUUCAAAUCCAUCUACUCCCAGUUCUUCCCUCAAGGAGAUGCGACCACAUAUGCACAUUUCCUUUUCAAUGCCUUUGACAUGGACCGAAACGGCUCAAUACGAUUUGAGGACUUUGUAAUCGGCCUGUCUGUUCUGCUUCGAGGCUCAGUGACAGAGAAACUGAGGUGGGCCUUCAACUUAUACGACAUUAACAAAGACGGCUACAUCACCAAAGAGGAGAUGUUGGCUAUUAUGAAGUCUAUCUACGAUAUGAUGGGCAGAUACACUUCUCCUUGUGUCAAAGACGACGCUGCUUUUGAACACGUGGAGAAAUUCUUCCAGAAAAUGGACCGAAACAGAGACGGUGUGGUGACCCUUGAGGAGUUCAUUGAGACCUGUCAGAAGGACGAGAACAUCAUGAGCUCCAUGCAGCUGUUUGAGAACGUCAUCUAGAGCUCAGCAUGAAUGAUCCUCCAUCAAACUCUCCACACACACAGACACUUGUGUUUUCUGUUAUCUCCAGCAUGUGAAUGAGUCUUUUGAUUGAUUGUAAUGAAUGCUGUGCACAGUUGUCUGCGAGAGGGGAUACUGCUGUCGCCGUUUUGAUGCUCAUUUGUAUAUAUGUAGAUAAUGUCUGUGCUUUUCAGUUUCCGCCUGGAUUAAUGAACGUUCGCAUGUUUGCCUGCUGUUUGUCUGAGCCGUUGUCAUUUUGUACAAAGGAAUAAA